This is a messenger RNA of Ziziphus jujuba (common jujube), 2713 nucleotides long. RefSeq names its product ethylene response sensor 1. The coding region runs from base 312 to 2210 and encodes 632 amino acids. Gene Ontology annotation, molecular function: protein binding; phosphorelay sensor kinase activity; ethylene receptor activity. NCBI's taxonomy places the organism in Eukaryota, Viridiplantae, Streptophyta, Magnoliopsida, Rosales, Rhamnaceae. The record is from RefSeq and is a predicted model, not a curated record. Gene Ontology annotation, cellular component: endoplasmic reticulum. Gene Ontology annotation, biological process: phosphorylation; signal transduction. The transcript has 6 exons.
AAGUUCCAACCAAGUCCACGGCACGUACAAGGGGCUCUAUGAAUUCGUGCGUCGCCUUCUUGUCCGUGAUGCUUUUGCCAAUUUGCUUCUUUUCUCUCUCUCUCUCUUUUCAGCAAAGCCUUCCAUUUUACUCUUCAUUUGGCAUCCGCCACUUCUUUUCUUCUUCUUUUUCUUCUUCUUCAAAUGCUAUUCAACGCCAACCACGUCCCGUCUUAGCAAAACCAGCAUAUGGAUCAGAUCAUCUGCUCAAUGCUUACUAAUUGAUUUCUGGCCCUUCACUCUGUCUUCUUAGCUUGAUCUAUUAAGACAGAAUGGAGUCCUGUGAUUGUAUUGACACACAAUGGCCCCCUGAUGAACUUCUGGUGAAAUAUCAAUACAUAUCCGACAUCUUAAUCGCCCUUGCAUAUUUCUCCAUUCCCCUGGAGCUUAUAUAUUUCGUUCAAAAAUCUGCAUUCUUCCCCUACAGAUGGGUGCUUAUGCAGUUUGGUGCUUUCAUUGUCCUUUGUGGAGCAACCCACUUCAUAAAUUUGUGGACGUUCUCUAUGCACUCUAAAGCUGUUGCUGUGGUGAUGACAGUUGCAAAGAUUUCAUGUGCUAUAGUUUCGUGUGCAACUGCAUUAAUGCUUGUUCACAUUAUACCUGACUUGUUAAGUGUCAAAACUCGGGAAUUGUUUCUGAAGAACAAGGCUGAAGAGCUUGACAGGGAGAUGGGCAUUAUUCUGACUCAAGAAGAAACUGGAAGGCAUGUUAGAAUGCUGACUCACGAAAUUAGAAGCACACUCAACAGACAUACGAUAUUGAACACCACUCUUGUUGAGCUUGGUAGGACUUUAGGCCUGGAGGAAUGUGCAUUGUGGAUGCCAUCCGAAACUGGUUCAAAUCUACAACUUUCUCAUACUCUAAAUUACCAAAUUCAAGUUGGGUCGUCUGUCCCAAUAAACCUUCCCAUAGUCAAUGAAGUUUUCAAUAGUGCUCAAGCAAUGCGUAUUCCCUACACCUGCCCACUGGCAAGAAUCAGACCACUUGUGGGAAGAUACGUGCCACCAGAGGUUGUCGCUGUGCGGGUACCACUUUUAAAUCUCUCAAAUUUCCAAAUGAAUGAUUGGCCUGAUCUCUCUGCAAAAAGCUAUGCAAUCAUGGUUUUGAUUCUUCCAACGGAUGGUGCUAGAAAAUGGAGGGACUACGAAUUAGAACUUGUUGAUGUUGUUGCAGACCAGGUCGCAGUUGCUCUUUCACAUGCAGCUAUCUUGGAAGAGUCUAUGCGAGCCCGUCAGCAGCUCGUGGACCAGAAUCUUGCUUUAGAUCGAGCUCGACGAGAAGCAGAAACAGCAAUCCAUGCUCGCAAUGAUUUCCUUUCAGUCAUGAACCAUGAAAUGAGAACUCCGAUGCAUGCAAUCAUUGCAUUGUCUUCACUUCUUUUAGAGACUGACCUAACUCCAGAGCAAAGGGUUAUGAUAGAGACAGUAUUAAAAAGUAGUAACCUUUUGGCAACCCUUAUUAAUGAUGUUUUAGAUCUUUCUAGACUUGAAGAUGGAAGCUUGGAAUUAGAUAUUGGAACAUUCAACCUUCAUGGAGUUUUCAGAGAGGUUGUUAAUUUGAUUAAACCAGUUGCAUCUGUAAAAAAGUUACCAGUGACUCUGAUUCUGGCCCCAGAUUUACCUUUCUCUGCUAUUGGUGAUGAGAAACGACUCAUGCAAACUCUCUUAAAUAUUGUCGGUAAUGCUGUGAAGUUUACAAAAGCAGGUUAUGUUUCAAUUAUAGCAUCUAUUGCAAAACCAGAAUCUAUAAGAGAGUGGCGACCUCCUGAAUUUUACCCAGUAUCAAGUGAAGGCCACUUCUAUGUUCAAGUUCAGGUUAAGGAUUCUGGUUGUGGAGUUUCCCAUCAAGAUAUUCCAAAUCUUUUCAACAAGUUUGCUCUGCCCCGAAGUGGAUCAAGUAAGAUCAAUGGCAGUGCUGGACUCGGACUUGCCAUUUCUAAACGGUUCGUAAAUCUCAUGGGAGGUCAUAUAUGGAUUGAAAGCGAGGGAAUUGACAGAGGGAGCACUGCUACGUUUAUUGUGAAACUCGGCAUAUGCAACAAUGAGCAACAGGUAGCAGCACCUAAAGGACGACCAAAUCAUGGUAGCGGCGAUCUAGUUGGACAUAAAGCAAUCUUCAGAGAUGGUGAUGGAUUACGUUUCUCUCAUCCACGUUAUCAAAGAAGUCUUUGAGUGGCAAUGAGGGUGUACAUCAUGGAAUAUUAGUUCCAUAUGGGGGGAUUUUGUUGUGUAGUAAUUGGGGCUUCUAGCAAAGCACUAUACGAAUAUCAGCAGACCCUGUACAUAAUUUUGGGAUCAAGGCAAGGCCUGCUAACCAUGCAACAAGUGCGUUGUUGAUGGUAUCUUCGACACAUAAUAAUUCUUUUUGUCUAGUUUCCACCUUGUUUUUCUUCUUUGGAUUAGCCAGGAAAAUUGCUAGAUUAGGCAAAAAUAAAUAAAUAAUCAUUCUUUUGUAGAAAUCAGAAAUAAAAAUAUAAAAAAAAAACAAAAAACAAAAAACAAAAAAAAAAAAGAGAAAAGUGGACGCCAUAGGACAUCUCUGCUAAAAUAAUAUUACGUUAGGACGUGGAAAAAAGACACCGUAAAAGGAAACUUACUAUUAUUUUCUAUUUUAUUAUUGUAAUUUCAAAUAAUUAUAGCAAAUUAUAUCUAUUUAUAAAAAUCAAUCUUAUUUA